UAGCCGCCGCCUCCUGCCCGCGUGUAGCCCCGCUCCUUCCUCGCCUCGCGGCUCCCCUCCCGUAACCCUACCCCCUCCUCUCCUCUGUGCCGCCGCCGUCGUCGCCAGUCCUCCUCCCCUCACACCGCGCCCGCACGGCCCUCGAGGCGAUGCGCCGGAUCCAAUCCGACCAUGCCGCCCUGCGAUGCGACGGCGAGUGGGCGCCUGCCCUCCCCGUCCGUGAGCUCGUCCCCAGGGACGUCAUGCAGUGAGUGGGCGAGAGCAGGUGAAGUGAAGGCUCGAAGCAGGCAAGCGGCCGUGACUCGAUGGGGUGCGAGGCGGAGGCGGAGGAGCACGUCUCCGGUCUCCCCGAUUCCGUUUCGGUGGUGGCGUGAGGGGAUCUGCCGACUGGCCGAGCAGGGCAGCAGGCGACGACGACGACCAAGGGAGAAGCCGAGCAGGGCAGCAGGCGAUGACGACGACCAAGGGAGAAGGGGAACGGCGCUGCGGCAUCCGGAAGGCACGCGGCCACAACCCCGUCAAGCUAGCGCGCCAUAUCGCGCUCCAGUGGACGGGAGGAGCCAGGUGCCGUCGAGGGGAGGAGCCAGGCGGAGCGCGCCGUCUCGAUUGGUUGCGCUCUGGGCGACACCAACAGCUCGCUCCAUUGGCUCGAUAUGGUGCUCCUGCAGUAGAUCGACGAGGAGGGCGCCACCACCACUGUCAUCAGGCCGGCCCGCAUCCACGCGCUGCACCAGGCUUUUUCUUCGCCUCUACUUCCAGCGACCACACCGGCCACAGAUGGUUCACACGGUCAUGUCUGCAGCUUCAGAAGAGAUUGCAGAUCAUAAGAUCGCAAGGCUAAUUGGUUACCGAUUCUUUAUCUUUGAGGUUUACCAGGGGCACUUUGCAGCAUAUGUUUUUUGCAGGUGUGUUGUUCGUAUACUGGUUACUGAGAAUGGAUUGACAAGGGGGGGGGGGGGGUCCUAUUCUGGCCAACGUCCUUUCGGUCAGCCACAUCCCAGGCUCCUGCAGUCGUCUUCUUUGCAUGACGGCGUGGUGUCUCGACGCGUGAUGGAUUCACUCACACGGAGGUAGCUUUUCUCCGCUACUCGGGCGACGGGCAUACAAGCUUUUGGGUCCAUGACGCCACCGAUAAACAAGGUAUGUCUUGUUCCGUUGAUUGAUCAGUUCAUCUUACUUUUAAAAUUCUUAUGCUCUGAUUUGCUCAAAUUCUAUCGAGACAAUGGUGGAAAUCAAAUUUAUUUAUUUUGAAUGCAUGCCAUUUCUCCCUGAUCAUUAGUUCAUCUAACUUGAAGAUGUAAACCUGGUGGCGUUUAAUCUUUUUCCAUAGACCAGGCAUUUGGGAGUUUAUUGCAAGCUAUACCAUCUUGAUGCGUAAUUGCAGAUUGUGUUCUUGCUAUAAUUUUUUAUUACUUCUGUGUUUUAUAAUAUUCCAUGUAAAUCAGAAUAUCCUUGAUGUACAUUCCUUGAUUUUUUUAAUGUUAGGGGCCAAUAUAUGUAUCCUUAAUUAGUUCUGCCUCUGUACAGUGUAGAUGAUAGUAACCCUUUUAUGUAUAUAUUUAUUUUGACUCUAGCUCAGGUCUGUGCAUUAUAUAAGGAGUUGAAUUUGUCGGUUUAAAAUAUUUGUGCUAUCAAUCCUUUCUGUCCUUCUAGACAAAAAAGUUAUUAGCUUUGAUUUUUUUGCUAAUUUAGAAUAUUUCUGCUAUCAUCAGUGUAGAUCGGAAGGGUUAUGAGCUCAACAAGAAAUGGACUGUAUAGUGAAGGCCUUUAACUAAUAAGUACAGAUUGUUUUUUUAUAGAAAACACAAGUAAAGAUUAUGUGAGGUGAUUUAUCCAUUUUUGGAGUUCCCUCAUUAGUGUAUCCCUCAUUGUUAAUUGGUAUGCCUAAUUGCUAUGAUUUUUUAGCCAUUUUUAUGGAAAACACAAGUAAAUAUUAUGUUUGGUUUCCCAUAUUCUUUACCUGCUUAAUUGGUAUGAAUUUUUUCAAUGUCAGAUUACUAUUCACACCUGUAUGAUUUUCGUCGAAGUAUGAUGGUUAGCUUGAAUUAGUGUCAUCUUGGUUAUGUGUCGUUUUUCUUUUGAUCAUUUUCUCACAUUCUAACACUAUUUUGUGUGUGCGUGUGCAGCCUAAUGUGUUUUGCAAGGGCAGAUCUUGGUGAUCAGGAGUAUUAGUAGCUAUCCCAUGUUCUUUGUUCUCAUAUUAGCUCACAGAUAGGUUGUCGACAUGAGUAAUUACUCUCUAAAAUAACAGUUUUGUGGUGUGCUAAGCCACUAUUGCUAUACAAGGAUUAUCAAGAAAAUUUGCUCUAGCAUGUACACUUUGCAGUCAAGUCUAAUGAAAGUAAUUAAGAUGAAGCAAUUUCUUGAUUUUCUUAACCUGGAGCUUUUACCAUCUCAUCAUCGGAUCAUUAUUACAGUAGCAUCCAGUCAAAUAUUUGUUUCUAUAUGUAUAUUUGAAGUCUAUUAAAAAACUAAAAACAUUGAAGGACCGGCAAGCCUUUUGGUAUUUUUGUCAAAUCUUUUAUUAUCCACAAUAGGAUAUCUAAAUUCAGUUAUUCUUUAAUCUCAAAUUUUUGAGAAGGCACUUUGUUUACCUUGGUUUGUUAUCUUGUGUUAUGCGCUACUAAAAGAUACGAUCCUAUCUAAGAUGAGGAUAUGCAUAGGAAGGGAGCAAUUUAUUGUGUAUGUAACAUUAUCUUCAAAAGAAAAUUACAAUUACUUAUAUAUGCACAUGGGCAUGGUGGUUCUCUUUUUGCAGCUCCUUAGGGAGGAGGGGGUGUGGAUGUGCUUGCAGAGUAAAAGGCAAGAGUGACACAUUGCUCGGAGUGCUCCAAGACUUCCACAGUGACUCCGAGAAGUUCCAACGCCCAUCCGAGCUCCUUCUUUUGGUGAUGUCAGCCGAUGACUUUUCUCAACACUGCAGCAUAUCCAUACAUUGCAACACCAAGCAAAUUGGAUGACAAGGCCGUUAGACAAAGCUAUCGAUCUAAUAGUCAACUGUAGUUUAUUACUAUGCCGUAUAAAGUAUAAAGGCAGUAUAAGUAAGUUUUCUGGGCCUACCACUAUUAUGGCCUACUUUUGGUACAUCAGAUUGAAUCUCCAUGCUUUAGGUAUCUCAUGUUAUAUUUUUGAACAAAUGCACCAGCGACAUGUAAUAAGCAUUGAACAAAUGCACUAGAGACAUGUAAUAAGCAUUGACCUAUUUGACCACCACUGCUAUAACUAUAUAUCAUCUUCAACUCUUUUGAA
Molecule: messenger RNA, 3249 nt
Organism: Triticum aestivum (bread wheat)
Lineage: Eukaryota; Viridiplantae; Streptophyta; Magnoliopsida; Poales; Poaceae
Exons: 4
Coding region: 172-1074 (300 amino acids)
Source: RefSeq, a predicted model, not a curated record